CGCUCAGCGUCCUCUGGUUUCUGGCAGUACGGAUCUACUCUGACAGCUAUUGUGCUGUAUCCAGCAAUAAUAAAAAAAGAUGGUUGACGGCUCACCGUACAGCACCAGAAUCCCAAAGUCUACGACCAAAAAUCGAGCUGCCGUGCAGAAAUUCUUUGGCCGUGAAUCCAGCACCGACCCUUUUGCCUUUCCCGCUGAAGCUGACAGCCAAUCAUCCCGCAAGCGAAAAGCCAUCACACCGCUAAAGAGUCCGUCAGAAAGAGACGCACGAGGCGGUUCUACUAGCGGGAAGCGAAAACCCCGAUCCAGCCUACAGUCAACAGAAAACAAUGUGCAAGACACACCCACGCGGACUAAGCGACCAAAGACAGACAAAGACGAGAAGGAAAACGUCCAGGACAAAACCGAUGAUAAUACACCUGCUUCACAGAGGAUAUCCAAAUCACCCGUUGGGACUGUACCCAAAACUCCGAGCAAAAAGUCGAAAACUGCCCAAUGCACCGAUAUCCUGGAGGAGACCGAUGAUGAUACCCCAUUAUCAGACCGUGCCAACAAGAUACGAACACCAGAGCUCAAUUCAACCGUCACUCCUAGCAGAUAUGUUACAAGAAUGAAGACUGGUUCGUUAAAGGAAAAGAAACCGUGGGAGCCUGUAGAUAGCGAGGAUCGGAUCGCAACACCGUCCAAACGAGCAGCAAAGGGUGGAACACUAGAAAUCGUGGUGGACACCCCGCGACGAAAAAGAGGAAGACCUCCAAAGCAUCCAACGGUGGUGGACGAUACGUCAGGCAGCCAAAUUGAAACACAGGAGGAGGUCAUCGUCGUAGACUCUGUGACCCCUCCAAAUAAACGAAAGGGACGAAUGGCAAAGCGGACCACUCCUUCAAAGGACACACAUUGCAUCGAGCAGCGGUCGCAGGUGCCAGAUCCUCUUUCCGUCCCUUUACCGACCAUUGCUGUAUCUCCGGAAGAAAUAAAUAAUGCACAAAAACGUAUACUGGGACGGAUAAAUGAGCGGCAUGGACCGACCCAUCUGAUUGGGCUUCAAGAACAAUACAACAAACUUUAUGGCUUGUUGGAGCGUACAGUCCGGGAGAGCGAGAGCAAUUCAGUUCUUUUAGUUGGAAAUCGCGGCACGGGAAAAACAGUGGUAGUCAAUAAAGUACUGAAAGAACUCCAGGACAAGCACGGUGCAUCGUCUGGUACACCCACUCCAUCCCGUACACUGGCAACGAAAGCGUUCUUUGAGAUCCGCUUGAACGGCCUCGUGCAGACGGACGAUCGAUUAGCUCUUCGAGAGAUUGUUCGGCAAUUGCAUAUGGAACAGGACAUGGAGGGGCAUACUGGCUCCUUUGCCGAGUGCCUCUCCUUUGUACUCUCGACACUCCGUGCCGGAUCGAUGCAGAGUACACCAGUGGUGUUCAUAUUAGAGGAUAUCGACCUAUUUGCUCAACACCCCAGACAAGCAUUACUGUAUAACCUGUUUGAUAUUGCGCAGAGUAGUCAAAAUCCUGUUGCAGUUGUUGGUGUUACAUGUCGGAUAGAUUUCAUGGACCUCCUGGAGAAGCGAGUGAAAUCACGAUUCUCGCAUCGACACAUCUUCUUUUACCCUCCCGACGCCUUGACAGACUUUACGGCGAUUGUGCAGACGGCUUUAUCCAUUGCUCCUGAUGAUGGAGUUGGCAAUAAAGAGUUUGUUGCGCUGUUCAACAGGCGUGUACAGGAUAUUCUAAAGCACCCCGAUAUGGUGAAUAUCCUCAGAGAUACGUUCGAGCUGAGCAAGGACGUGAGAAGCGCAAUGAGAUUAUUUUACGCCCCCAUCUACCGCCUUUCGUCCACCUCCCCUUUUCUACAACCAGAAGAUAUCCUUUCAGCAGCCGCCUCCCAACGUCUUGAUCACAAGACGGAAGUGAUUAAAGGACUGUCAGUUCUCGAACUCUGUCUCCUCAUCGCGAUGCGACACCAAGAAUCUCGUCAAGUGGACACAUUUAAUUUCGAGAUGGUGUAUGACGAGUAUCGGGAAUUUGUGCAACGUGUUAGUGCGCUGGGACGGGGAGGGAAUAGCUUGUAUUUUGUGAAACCUGUUGCGCUCAAGGCUUUUGAGCAUCUCUUGGCGUUGGAAUUUGUCAAGCGAGUGGAAGGUAUUGGAGCGCGGUGUCCCAAAGAGUACCGGAUGGUGAGAUUAGUUGUUGGAGCGGCGCAAAUUGAGAUGGGUGUGAAGCGGUAUGAGGGCUGUCCUGAAGCGGUGGUCAAAUGGGCCAUAGCAUAAGGGCACGUCGCAUCCCCAUUCAAAAGAUAUGGAGCGUAGAGAGUUGUGGGGUUUGUAAAAACUGCACGAGUUGAAUAUUCAUCCUCCUAGACGAUAAGUGUACAACGUAAAAGUGUUAAAACCAUUCCUACUUUGGGAGAAUCAUCCGCAUGACGCACUGAAAAUGCUCAAAAGACGACAUAAACGACAGCAGAAUAAACGCACAAGGAAUAAUGAUAAUGUGAUAUAGUAUUGCACAACCAUGCAGUAAAUACGCACUUCAUGCAACAUAAAAAAAGGACUAUAAUACAAUAAACAAAACUGGAAUAAAAAUGCUAA
Molecule: messenger RNA, 2587 nt
Organism: Spizellomyces punctatus DAOM BR117
Lineage: Eukaryota; Fungi; Chytridiomycota; Chytridiomycetes; Spizellomycetales; Spizellomycetaceae
Exons: 10
Coding region: 80-2269 (729 amino acids)
Biological process (GO): DNA replication initiation; DNA replication
Cellular component (GO): nuclear origin of replication recognition complex; nucleus
Molecular function (GO): DNA replication origin binding
Source: RefSeq, a predicted model, not a curated record